Betta splendens (Siamese fighting fish) is the source of this 1868-nucleotide messenger RNA. RefSeq names its product interferon-induced protein 44-like. NCBI's taxonomy places the organism in Eukaryota, Metazoa, Chordata, Actinopteri, Anabantiformes, Osphronemidae. The coding region runs from base 191 to 1597 and encodes 468 amino acids. Gene Ontology annotation, molecular function: GTP binding. The record is from RefSeq and is a predicted model, not a curated record. The transcript is spliced from 8 exons.
CCCCCCCCCCCCCCCCCCCCACACACACACACAGAGUUCUCUCCACUGGACUGUGGUUUAGUUUCACUUCCACCGGGACGUCGUGCAGAGGAACAGGGAAACAAGGAAACCGCCACUGAACCUCGACGACCUCGCGCUCAACACUUUAUUCCGCACCAUCCAGCGUUUGGAGAGCGUCCAAAGCUCCAUCAUGGUCAGAUCCAGCCUCUCUGAGGAGCAGCAGAAGAAGCUGCUGUCUCUCUUUGGCCAUGUCAGGCUUCACCUCCUCUACAAGGCCAGCGUCCACGGCUUCACCGCUGCUGCUUUCCUCGCACGCUGCAACAGACAGGGCCCCACGGUGGUCGUCGCCUACAACGCUGAUGGCUUUGUGUACGGAGCGUACACGUCUAAGAGCUACGUCCAGUCCGGACAGGCCACCCAUGAUGAGGAGGCUUUCCUCUACAGCCUCACUGCAGGGCAGGACCAGCCGCUGAGGGUGAGAGGGAUCGCUGGACAGCCUGCCUUCACUGAUGGAAACUUUGGCCCACAUUUUGGUGCCCUGGUGUUCCUGCAUGGAGACAAACCUCAAGUCCUGUCCAACCCGGGAACGUACUUCAACUUUGACAAUGCGGCUAUGCAUGGAGGAAACCUGGUGCUGACUGAGUUUGAAGUGUUUCGAGUUGAAGAUCUGGGCGACCUGCUGGAUAAACCCUGGAGGACCAUCCAGUGGACUGCUGAUCGAAAGCAGGCCUUAAGGAAAUUCAUCCAGAGCUACAGGCCCGAAAUCAAAACAGUCCAUCAAGCCCGGGUGCUGCUGGUCGGCCAAGUUGGCGCCGGCAAGUCCAGCUUCUUCAACUCCAUCAACUCGGCGUUCCGAGGCAACAUGACGUGUCAGGCCAUCUCUGGGACGGCUGGGAAGAGUCUAACUACUCAGUUUCGCAGCUACUCCAUCAAAGCAGGUAAAGGAGGUGGUGCUAUUCCUCUGAUCCUGUGUGACACCAUGGGGCUGGAGGAAAGCGCAGACCUUGGUAUAGAUGUUGAUGACAUCAUCAACGUCUGCAAGGGCCACGUCAAGGAUCGCUACCAGUUCAGCCCUGCUGCUCCUCUUCAGGAGAACUCUCUGGGCUACAGGAAGCACGUGACUCUGAACGACCUGAUCAGCUGUGUGGUUUACGUAGUCGACACCUCCAAGGUUUCUCUCCUGAGCCAAAAAAUGCUGGAGAAGUUCGCUGCCAUUAGGAAAAGGACCAACCUGCUUGGAAUUCCCCAGAUACUCCUGAUGACCAAAGUGGACGAGGCCUGUCCACUGGUGGCAAAAGACUUGAAGAACAUCUACCGCAGUGUUUACAUCCAGCAAAUGGCACGGCGGCUGAGUGACAGUCUGGGCCUCCCCUUGUCCAACGUCAUUCCCGUGAAGAACUACAGCGGCGAGCUGGAACUGGACCAGGACACCGACAUCCUGCUGUUGGGGGCUGUGGAGCAGAUGCUGAACUACUCCGACAGCUUCUUUGAGAACCUGGACGUCGACGAGCAGCAGAACGAUCAGGAGGAGCUCUACAGAUCAAGCGAUCACCCCCGACCAGCCUUCACAGAACGCACUGAGCAACGCGUGGUGUGAUGGACAGACCUGAAACAUAUCAAUCAGUCGGUCCGUUAGAUUUAAGCAAAUAUGUAGAGUUGGGAAAAAGUAUUAUUUUGAUAUAGAUGUAUGUUUGUCAGUAACCUUGUUCACUUAAAGGGUUCAAUUACAUUUACUUACCUUCACUGAUUCACAAUUUUGUGCUGCCAAAAAUGCACUCGUUCAAAUCAUUCUGAUGUUGUCUUUUCUUAUAGGUGUCUGACUAACAUGAAUGAAUAGAAUCCACUAUUAAAUGAUACGUUUCACGGUU